This is a messenger RNA of Chiloscyllium plagiosum (whitespotted bambooshark), 3877 nucleotides long. RefSeq names its product solute carrier family 35 member F5-like. Gene Ontology annotation, cellular component: membrane. The record is from RefSeq and is a predicted model, not a curated record. Lineage: Eukaryota; Metazoa; Chordata; Chondrichthyes; Orectolobiformes; Hemiscylliidae.
UUCUCUGCUGGUGACGGGAUAGAGUGGACUACAAUUCCCAGAAGAGUGUGCAGCCGCGCUGGGCUGUCGGUGGCGAUGAUUUACGGUCAUCUGACCAGGAACUGUGAGGGGGGUUUGUUUACAAUAUCUGGCCUUUGAUAUGUGAUAUUCUGAUUUACGUCUUUUGCGUGAACCACAAGUAAAAUUUGACAUGGCGAAGAAAAGUAAGUGAAGGAAUAAGAUAACUUCAAUUGGACCCUAGAAGCUGGCUGUAUGAGAAAGUAUAUGAGGCAUAUUUUCUCUUCUGAAUUUUGAUCAUCCUUGUGUGAGAAUAUAUCUUGUCGUCAACAAUUCCAUUCAGAUUUGCUAUGUCAAAUUCAGCUAUCGUGAUUAUGUUCUUUUGUCAAGAACAUACCCCUUCAAAUUUCUCAACCUGGCUGAUCUGUGGCCACCUUGUCUUUAUUUUUAAUUUUUAGAUUACAAAUGGUUUGGUUGUUUAUCAUGAAUCGAAUGAGCUCACAGAGCAGUUCGCCCCAGAGACGACGUAUGAUCCUUGGAAUUAUUGUUCUAUUGGUUGUCGAUAUUAUCUGGGUUGUAUCAUCUGAACUUACCUCAUAUAUAUUUAAAAGGUAUGAGAAACCCUUCUUUAGUACGUUUGCCAAAACAUCAAUGUUUGUGCUUUACCUCAUCGGAUUCCUUGUUUGGAAGCCCUGGCGGGAACAGUGUACCAAUGGAAGACAUGGUGCAUUGUUUGCAGAUGCUGAAAACUACCUUGCAACUUGUACUACAGACAAUAGUAUAAAUGAUUCUUUGAGUGAACCACUAUAUAUCCCAGUAAAAUUUCAUGAUUCAGCCAAUGAAAAAAAUAGUAAUGACAACAACACAGCUUUAAAAAAACCACGUGUUAGGUUCAGUAACAUUAUGGAGGUGCGGCAACUUCCAGCUCAUCAUGCAUUUGAAGCAAAACUCUCUCGGAUGUCGUAUCCAGCAGCAAAGGAUCACGAAGCAGUGCUGAAAUCUGUUGGCAAAUUGACAGUAUCACAAGUCGCAAAAAUCAGCUUUUUCUUCUGCUUUGUGUGGUUUCUGGCAAACUUUUCCUAUCAGGAGGCGCUUUCUGAUACUCAGGUUGCUAUUGUUAACAUAUUGUCCUCAACUUCGGGUCUUUUCACUUUACUUCUAGCUGCAAUGUUUCCUAGCAACAGUGGAGACAGGUUUACGUUAUCCAAAUUAUUAGCAGUAAUUUUAAGCAUUGGUGGUGUUACCCUUGUAAGUCUCUCAAGUAAUGAUACAGAAGGAAAAGGCAUAAUAGCAAGGUGGGACAUGUCGUCAACCAUCCUAGGAAAGUGGGUUGCAUCCCUAGGCUCAUUGUGGUCAUUAACAGGAGCAGUAUUGUAUGCCGUCUAUAUAGUCAUGAUCAAAAGAAAAGUUGACCGAGAAGACAAACUUGACAUACCCAUGUUUUUUGGAUUCGUGGGAUUAUUUAAUCUCCUGCUGCUGUGGCCUGGGUUUUUCUUGCUUCACUACACGGGAUUUGAGGCUUUUGAAUUUCCAACCAAAACUGUUUGGAUGUACAUCCUUAUUAAUGGGCUUAUAGGAACAGUGCUUUCUGAAUUUCUUUGGUUGUGGGGCUGUUUCCUUACAUCAUCACUGAUUGGAACCCUCGCAUUAAGCCUCACAAUACCUCUUUCCAUGAUAGCAGACAUUUAUAUGAGAAAGGUGGAGUUUUCAUGGUUAUUAUUUGCAGGAUCGAUUCCAGUCUUCCUCUCUUUCUUCAUUGCAACACUUUUAUGUCACUAUAAUAACUGGGAUCCAGUAAUGGUUGGCCUGAGGCGGAUAUUUGCAUUUAUAUGCAGGAAGCAUCGCAUUCAGAGAACUCCAGAGGACAGUGAGCAGUGUGAAAGCCUCAUUCCUAUGCAUGGUGUUUCUCAGGAGGAAGGAACUAAUUGUUGUUCAUGAACCCAGACCGAAGAUAAAUCCACCAAGUAUUUUUGCGCUCAGACAAUCUCCUGAAGUUCUGAUGAAUCCAUAUUCUUUCAGUGCCUGUUCAAAAGUCCCACCCAUGAAAUUUCAACUCUCUUAAGACACUGCAUACACUUAGAACUGCUACCUGUUGGGAAUAUCAGUGGAUUACAAACAAAACAGCAGAAUUACUUGUAUAUCGCUUGAGAUUGUUGUGGAAAAUUCAGCUUUCAAUACAACCUAUCUGCCUUACUGAAUGUAUCAAACUUUUAAUUCAACUUGAAAAUAGAAUACUAUUCUGUGAAUGUGAGGAUAAACUGUUUUUGGACCAUUAUUUUUGUCAGUAGAUUUUUGGAAAAUACUAGCCAACAUUGAUACUGAAGAGCUACAUACCUAGAGUACAACAUAUAUCAGUAAUGCUGUAUUGACUCACCUACAGGGAGAAAGGAAAAUGGCUUUGAUUAAGAACCAAUCCAAUUUUAGCAUUCUGUGUACAUCCUAUUAAUCUAACCAAGAGGAAAUAUCAAAUUAAUGUUCACAGAAGCAAAGGGAACUUACAACUUUGAGACACAGUUCAAACAACAAUAUUACUAAGGUGUUGCCUGGUUAAACUGUGGAUACACUACAUAAUCCAUAUUUUCUUAAAAGACUGAUUCAGAUUUCAGUAUCUUUAAUACUGUAUGUUUCAAGUUGAAUCUAUCUCUGAUCUCUCAAAGAACGUCCAUUUAAGAUGAAUUAGAUGACAUAAGAUUUUUCCAUAUAUAUUGAAUUCCAUGAGUCAGUGGUUUUGAAAAAAGAACAGAAACCAUAAUUUUGUUUGUGAGAAGUUGCAGUUUCUGCAUUCUUGUACUAAAUACAUUUCUGUAUGUAUUCGUAUUAUGGUGCUUCUACAGUUAUGUACACCAUUUGUCUUUGAUUCUCAGGAACUCCGUACAGUCAAGUAAGUAGUUCCAUUCUUUUUUAUUAGAUCAUGUAAAUUUACUGAUGUACUGAAGUUUUGUUUUUAAAUAAUGAUCAACCCUUCACUUAUGGUUGGAGUGUUGUACUUAAUGAUUCAAAGUUCAGGUUUUUAUGGUCUCCUUUAAAAAGGGCAAUCAAUGAUAUAGUAUAUUUCAGCCAAAUAUUUCAGUGCGAAUUCGUAUACAAAGUAGAACAGGUUUGCAAAAAUAUGGUUUUAGUUCGUUGUGGGUAAAAUAUUAUUUUAUUGAUCAAAUUUUAUUGACUGCAACCACUUGACAAUUACCAUUGUACUAUGGAUUGAGCUUAAUCCCCAGUCAUCAUUUAAUCCAAAAAUACCUUGUAUAAUUCUUCUGGUAAGUUGUUUGCAUUCGUACGCCGGCAAAACUAGUGUAUUGUACUAGUUAGUUUGGUGUAAAUUCCACUGUAAUAUAAAUAUUUGUUGUGAAAUGUUUUCAAUUUGUGAAUAUUCAUGGUUGUUUGAACAUAUUUUAUGAGUAAAGAGACACAAGCAGUGGUUUAACUUUGUUAGGAGAAGUGGUACAUUAUAAAUCCCUGGUUAAGUCAUAGCUGGAGCAUUGUGGACAAUUUGACAUCAUAACUUAAGAAUAAUAUAAAAGCUUUUGUAAAGGUGCAGAGGAGGUUUUCUAGAAUACUGAAAUGGUUUUUAAAAAUCUUUUCCUAUGAACAGAGAAAAUGAAGAAGUGAGCUAACAGAUUUUCACUAAAGUAAGUGGAUUUUUUAAAACAAUUUCCCUCUCAUAUGGGCAAUAACUUGAUUAUUGAUUUAGAAUACAUAGCAAAUGAUCUAGAAGGGAAAUGUGUUUUUUUUUCCAGAGUUGUCAGAAUCUGGAAGUUUACUUGAAAUGAUAAUGCAUUGGUAAUUUGAAAAUAAGAGUUGAAUAGUUACUUGAUGAGGAACUUGCAUGAGUAUUUGCAAAAAAUUGUAAAGAAGUGGAACUAAAUACAACCUUUUCAAAGAU